Messenger RNA from Microtus ochrogaster (prairie vole), 4704 nucleotides. It is a transcript of the gene Fibcd1, whose product is annotated as fibrinogen C domain containing 1. Lineage: Eukaryota; Metazoa; Chordata; Mammalia; Rodentia; Cricetidae. The record is from RefSeq and is a predicted model, not a curated record.
GGGCGGCUCUCGAAGGCUCGCGCCCGCGCUCCCCGCGAUCACACGCGCUCACACGCAGCCUUGCUGGCGGCAGUCGCUCCCGGGCCGCCCGUGGUCCCCGGCACCAAGGGGGCCUCCCGCGCGCACAGAGCACCCCGCGCACCCUGCGCCUUUCUUGCGCUCGGCCGCACCCCGCGGCCCCGCGGGUCCUACGGGAAGAUGGUCCACGAGCGGUGGAAGACCGUGGGCGGCGCGUCCCAACUUGAGGACCGACCGCGCGACAAACCGCAGAGACCAAGCUGCAGCUACCUGCUGUGCACAGUGCUCCUGUCCCUUGCAGUGCUGCUGGCCGUGGCUGUCACCGGGGCGGUUCUCUUCCUGAACCAUGCCCAUGCACCAGGCACGGCCCCGCCACCCAUCGUCAGCACAGGGUCUGCUGGGGCCAACAGUGCCCUCGUCACCGUGGAGAGGGCUGACAGCUCCCACCUCAGCCUCCUCAUCGACCCUCGCUGCCCUGAUCUCACCGACAGCUUCGCCCGUCUGGAGAGUGUGCAGACUUCUGUGCUGCGGGCACUGAGUGAGCACCAGGCACAGCCGAGGCUGGAUGGUGCCCCCGAGCUGCUGGACACGCUGGCUGACCAGCUGCCCCGGCUGCUGGCCCGAGCCUCUGAGCUGCAAGCUGAAUGUGCUGGGCUGCGCAAGGGACACAGCCUGCUGGGCCAGGGCCUCAGCACCCUGCAGAGUGAGCAGGGUCGCCUCAUCCAGCUUCUUUCCGAGAGCCAAGGCCACAUGGCUCACCUGGUGAACUCUGUCAGUGAUGUCCUGGAGGUUCUGCAGAGGGAGCGGGGACUGGGCCGGCCCCGUGUCAAGGCUGACCUUCAGAGGGCCCCUUCCAGAGGAGCCCGGCCCCGAGGCUGCGCUAACGGCUCUCGGCCCCGGGACUGCCUGGAUGUUCUCUUGAGUGGACAGCAGGACGAUGGUGUCUACUCCGUCUUCCCCACUCACUACCCCGCUGGAUUCCAGGUCUACUGUGAUAUGCGCACCGACGGCGGAGGCUGGACGGUGUUUCAGCGCCGGGAGGACGGCUCUGUGAAUUUCUUCCGAGGCUGGGAAGCAUACCGGGAGGGCUUUGGCAAGCUCACGGGGGAGCACUGGCUGGGGCUCAAGCGGAUCCAUGCCCUGACCACACAAGCAGCCUAUGAGCUUCAUGUGGACCUAGAAGACUUUGACAAUGGCACUGCCUAUGCCCACUAUGGGAGCUUUGGCGUGGGCUUGUUCUCUGUGGACCCUGAGGAGGAUGGGUACCCACUCACGGUGGCCGACUAUUCAGGCACUGCAGGUGACUCCCUUCUCAAGCACAGCGGCAUGAGGUUCACCACCAAGGACCGGGACAGCGACCACUCGGAGAACAACUGUGCUGCCUUCUACCGAGGGGCCUGGUGGUACCGCAACUGCCACACAUCCAACCUCAACGGCCAGUACCUGCGUGGUGCUCACGCCUCCUACGCCGACGGUGUCGAGUGGUCCUCCUGGACUGGUUGGCAGUAUUCGCUCAAGUUCUCAGAGAUGAAGAUCCGGCCGGUCCGAGAGGAACGCUAGGCUGGCAGCCUGUCCAGCCCUGGUGUCCUCUGGUUAUGUCCGGUCCCCGCACAUCUCACCCCAUGCCCGCUCCAUGCCCGCCAUUGCAAGAGCAUUCUCUGCCCUCCUGUGCAUGGCUGACCUGCUCUUCAUUAGGACCUUAGGGCCAGCCCUGACACCCCAGAGCCAGGGGCACUCCUUCACACCAGGCCUCUAUCAGCUAACAUGAUCUCCCUUCUUUCAGUGGGACUGGCACUUGGCAACCCCAAAAUUCCACCUGCCCAACUUUGGCCCUCGUGCUGUGCCUGCUGCCUCCUGGCAGGGCAGCACCCCCUCUCCGCCCACUUUCCCUGGUUUCGUGAGAACAUCAAGAGCAGGGGUCAACCAGCGUUCCAGACCCCUUCAGCAGACCCAAGUGGAAGGCUCAGGCCUUGUGAUGUCUGCCUGCCCUAGCCCCACUCCCUCUGGGCCUGGAGACCCCACCUCUUAUCAGACACCCUGAAUAGCUGGGGCUGAACAUUGCUUGGUUUUGUCUUGUGCACAAUUGGCCUUGGGCACAGUUGUCUACAAAGUUCAAGUCCUAAGACCGAGGCCAGCCCUAUAGGCCAUCCUUCCCUGGGCCUCUGCAGACCUGAGAGGUUUCUAUCCUGGCUGCUUUCAAAGCUCAUCUGCUUUUUCCGCACUGAGACGAGGUCUAUCCGGCCCCCUGCAUGACAGCCAUGGCUUCUGUCCCACUUUGCCUGCCUCUGGGGCAAGGGCAGGACUGACCCAAGCCAAUGAGAGCCUCUUGGGGUGGGACUAUGCUAGACUCUUAUGCUCUGCUAACUUCCCUGGACUGCCUCCAGUAUCCUCCCAGAAGCCCGGGGAAGCGAGCAAACCCGGGACUCAACAGGGCCUAAGGCUGCCAUCUCUGCAGAGAGGCUGCCCCCUGCUGGUGAUGAUGGGUACUGCCAUUAGGGCCUAAUGGGGCAGGAGACUAGAGCCAACAAGCAGGUUGAACACCUGGACCUGCACCCCACUACUGCCCCCUACAGGUGAUCUCCCAGGAAGGCAGGCUGCAGCCCCAGCAUUGCUUGGCAGCUGAGCAGCUUCCACGUUCUGUGGGAAGCUUUGAAAAGGCUGGAAGGUAGGAUGGCAAUGGUGACCCUCCUCUGGCAGGAGAACGGGACACCGGCAGGCAGGCAAGCAGGCAGGCAGGCAGGGACCCUUCCCUUCCACCAGACUUGGAGCAAAGCCUGAAUCCCACUGCUCAGUCCCUCAUGUUGGGCCUUGGGUCUUCUGUGAGGGUCAAAGCCAUCUUAGGUACUGGACAAGGACAGUUAUUGCUUACUUGGUCCCCAGCUGGUGACAAGAAACGUGGGUCCAGCCCAGAGUUAGCCAGAGUUCUGACAGGACAAGGGACGCACAGGGAAGUCCCUUGUCGUUCCCUCUCUGUUCCGGCAUUGAGUCUCAUCACAGAGGUGGGGCCUGGCAGACACUACCCACCACCGAGGCCGGUGCUGAUGCUGCCGCUGCUGCCAGUGCCGCUGUCAUCGCUGCUCAGAAGUGCUGAGCACUUUCUGAUGUGUCAUCAAACAAACUCCCGCGAGUGUGAUGUUAACGGACUCACAGAUGUGAGCAUGCAAAGGAGGCAUGGGUUCCUGGCCAGGGCUGGGCUGCAGAACACAGGAGCUGAAGUCCAUCCCGACGGGGGCAGCUGGUGACAUGCAUCCCUGUCUGGUCACACUGGAGACAGUAACCCUUCAGAGCCCGACCACUGCCCCGGGGAUGUCAGGCUCUCCCCCAGGCCAGGCGGGUACUUGAGGGGGUGUGGCUUUGCCAAAUUGUCUAAGUGGGCAUAAAGCCCCUCAGAGUGGGAGAGGCCAGGCCAACAGGCCUGCCUUCACCUUCCUAGUGUACACCCCCCAAAGGCAGAUGAGAUCGCUGUCCCAGACACCAGGCCACAGCCUCCAUCCCUGGUUUGAGUUCACCGGUCUGAUGUCUGUGCAAGAUGGCUGUCACCCGUGAUCAGAGUGCCCACAGGAAGCAGGAAUGCUGGGAAAACUUUUGGGGGACAAGUGAAGUCCACCGAGACACGAUAUCACCAGGCUGUGGUCACUGACACACUAGAUAAUGGUUUGACAAUGGAAUUGUCAAAUUGACCCGAGUGAGUCCCAUGAUGUCAUUUGGCCAAGCCACACUGCUUUCCUUCUGGGGCAGGGUCUUGGCAACAUGGCUGUCUCAACUGCAAACCAUCAAAACUUCUUUCCAAGCCUAAGCUGACUCCGUGGAUUCCACUGAAGGCCUCAAACCGGCUACACCCGUGUCAUGCCAAUGACACUUAGCCAGCAUGCCGCGAGUGGACAGCGCCUUGUCUCCCCCCCCCCCCCCCAAAGCCUGGGCUGGUGGAAGAUCAGGUUAGAGCCGUGUGCCUCUCCUGUGAUAUCAGUGGCUCAUGUGAGUGGGGACUAGUGUUUGCUGGUAGAAGUAGCAUCAUCGAUGCCCAUUGCUUCCCUGUCCCCUCAUCCUUGUCACCUCUUGGUUUUGCACGGGAGUCUGUGGCCAUGGUUACCACAGGUCCUUUCCCCAAGGAGCACUCCUGGGAGAGAAUAGGGCCUUGGAUGACCAGAAAGUCUGUGAGCAACAGUGUGACCUUCCAGCUCCAAUCAAGAUGGCUGGCCCUGAGGCAGGAGAUGUGGACAAGGGGCAAGAGCAAUGACCACGGCUGACCUAAUCCCGUGCUAUGAUUUGAGAGGAGUAACAUGCUGGCAGAAGACUCGUGGAGCCCAGAACUGUGCUAAACAACACGGAACCAAUGGUCUGGGGGCCUCCGAGAACCUCCGUUUCUUCAUCUGCCUUUGGGGAAGGCUCUCCGGCCCUGUGGUGGCCCCACCACUGCAGAGAUCCAUCAGUCCAGAGGCCUGGGGUCAGGCUGCUGUGGAACUGGGGUGGGGGAGGGGUCCAACCUGAGUCUAGCUGUGAUGAGCAGGGCAGGUGUUCAAGUCGGUGGGCGCAGUGGGGCCCUGGGGCUGGGGUGGAGCUCUGAGGGUCAGAGCAACACUCCAUGGGCAAAUGGAGCGGGGCCGAUGCUACUUGGGGUGAUGUGCACUUGGUGUCUUGUGUGUCCCUGUCUGCAAUAAAGUCUUGUGGUGAGCCAGCUCCAGCAGU